UCCCUAUCUUCCAUAGUCGCAACUUUUUUUAACGAAAUGAUAGAUUUUGUUUCCACGAAAAAAAAGCCUUUGGUUUGAGGUCUUGAGGUUCUUUUGAGAAUCUACUAGUACAUCUCGACAUGUGUUCACUUAGACUCGAACCAGUCUGCUGCAGAGAAGCGAUAUGCGGAAUCACUUUCUCGGCAGGGAGCGCCAGUUUCCAAAGUGUCAACAUCCGAAGCUACUGGCUCGAGUCUAGUGUUCACUGUACUCCCAUCAGGUCGAUUCUUCUCUAUUCUUCUGCAUUGGUCAAAAUGAAUAUAUCGUUCGACGUUGACGCUGUAACUAAUAUCGUUCGCCAACAAGGUGAAGAACUGCUCAGAGUGCGAAAAGAACUUGAGGACCUCAAGAACACGGCUAUUCAUACUCUGUCAGCAACUAAAUCCCAUGUUGAACACCUCGUCAAAAGUUCUUCGCAAUGGCAACUUCGACUGACAACUAUGAAGUCGAUUAUAGAGACUCUCCAAGCUGAGCACGAUUCAACAUUGAUAGAGCUCCAAGCUAUUCGUGCGAGCCUCGAUACUGCCUUAAGUCCAUUGCUCGCGGGAACGGUGUCUGUACCAGAAGCAGUGACUGGAUAUGAGUCCUUGGAUCCGGACACGAACGCAGAUGAGGAAGCGGCGGAAGAAUCGCUCGAUGGAUUUGUUUCUGAUACGUCUCUUAGCGACCUUACAACCACCAGUAUUUACGGAGGGCAUAGUAUUAAUGAAAGCUUUGCCACUGGAAAGUUAUCCAGCGACGUUCAUGGUCAGGAUUGUCGGGAAGCUUUUAGGGAAUUCCUCGAUGUAGAAUCAAGAAUUGUCGAAGAUAUGGCCGCUGUUUCUCGACUGCCGGGUGACGUAUUACAAGAGUCAGAUGUUUACGACAAGGUUUAUGUCUUCAAUCACUUGUUCUGUGCUAUUGAACUCACCUCGUGCGUUGAAGCAGGAAGUUGUGGCUUCCGCUGAAACCGAAUUCUUGAGGGAUAAAUCUUUACCUAUCCUACCUGAGACUACAGGAGCUACAAUCCUGCCUUCCGUUUCUACCUCUCCUGCGUUGGAAGCUGCCGACUCCGUUAGCUCGUGGCGCAUUAGUAUAAAAUCGCUGGAGCCAAUAUUAUCAAAGCUGCCGGUUCCUUCCACAGGAAAAACGGUCA
This is a messenger RNA of Lentinula edodes (shiitake mushroom), 1174 nucleotides long. RefSeq lists its product as uncharacterized. Bases 120 to 986 code for a protein of 288 amino acids. The transcript has 6 exons. Lineage: Eukaryota; Fungi; Basidiomycota; Agaricomycetes; Agaricales; Omphalotaceae. The record is from RefSeq and is a predicted model, not a curated record.